AUGGUCAAGUUCUACUCCACAGCCUACACCUACGACCACCCCUUCCCCACGGUCUCCCUCGCCUACUUCCUCCGCUACCCCAACCCCUACUCCCGCCACGUCGCCUCCACCGAUACCAUCUCCCGCCACUACGAUCCCGAGACUCAGCGCCUUACCACUGUCCGUCUGCAUCUCAAACGAUCUCGAUUACCUCCAGCCGUGGUAAGAUUAUUGCCAAAGAGCAGUACGCAAGGUGCAGGCGAGGAUGGCAGCACGCAGAGCUUUAUUUUGGAGAGGAGCGUGGUCGAUGUGAGGGAAGGGUGGAUGGAGACGGAGAGUCGGAAUUUGGACUGGAGGAAUGUGUUGAGUGUGAUUGAGCGGCAGACUUAUUCGCGGCCGGGGGCAACCUCAUUAUCACUCGACGGCGGCGAAGGAAGGGAAUCCGAGCAAACCAACGUCGCCAUCACAGUGACGCUGAAGUCGCGCAUCGGAGAGCAGCUUAGGAAGCGAAGGGCACGGUGGGGCGAGCAGGCGACUGCGACUUCCGUAAUAGGGGGGGAGGGGAGAACAAGCGAGAUGGACGGGGAGGCUGCCAGCGGAAAUGAGGCAGACGAGGCGCCAGCAAGAGGAGGGUGGUUUUCUACGUGGAGCUCUGGCGCAGUGCGUUCCGCUAUCGAAGCCAUCAGCCUGCAGCGUACAGAGCGCAGCCAGCCGAAAGCACAGAAGGGCAUGGGAGUUGUGCUGACGCGGUUACGAGAAGGCGGAUUGGAAGCCGUGUUUGAGGGGAUGAGGAAGGAUCGGGAGAUCGAGAUAUGA
Molecule: messenger RNA, 795 nt
Organism: Saxophila tyrrhenica
Lineage: Eukaryota; Fungi; Ascomycota; Dothideomycetes; Mycosphaerellales; Extremaceae
Exons: 1
Coding region: 1-795 (264 amino acids)
Biological process (GO): phospholipid transport
Cellular component (GO): mitochondrial intermembrane space
Molecular function (GO): phosphatidic acid transfer activity
Source: RefSeq, a predicted model, not a curated record